Messenger RNA from Eucalyptus grandis, 1087 nucleotides. Its product is annotated as ankyrin repeat-containing protein BDA1-like. Gene Ontology annotation, molecular function: protein binding. The transcript has 3 exons. The record is from RefSeq and is a predicted model, not a curated record. Lineage: Eukaryota; Viridiplantae; Streptophyta; Magnoliopsida; Myrtales; Myrtaceae. Bases 160 to 975 code for a protein of 271 amino acids.
ACCUUCCAAACCAGUAAUUCUUGUUUUCCUCGAAUUCUUAGACCAGAUGAUGAUGAUCCACCAUUCUCCCUCUGCAAUGAUAUUCUUGAGGCGGGCCCUCCACCAAAGGAUGAAACGCCAUCCAUCCCCUCUCUCUUCCCCUCUUCCCCCUCCGCCGAUAUGAUGCAGCUCGUGAGCCUCUCCCGUGUCGAGAAGCACGCGUCGAGCGCCAUGAACAAGCUCCACGAAGCCGCCAUGAAAGGCGACCUCGCGGCCCUCCAAGACCUGCUGUUGCAGGACCCCCAGAUCCUCCACAAGACCACUUCUUCGUCCUCCGACGGCACGCCCCUGCACGUUUCCUGCCUCUCGGGCCACGCGUCCUUCACCAAACACCUCCUCACCCACAACCCGGAGCUCGCCAAGGAGGCCGACUCCCGCGGCUCCCUGCCCCUCCACGUGGCGUGCGCGAAGGGCGACGUGGAGAUCGUCAGGGCCCUCGUGGCCGUCGACCCGGCCGGGUGUCUCCGGUAUGAUCGCGAGGGGAGGACGCCUCUGCACUUGGCCGCCAUCAAAGGGAGGGCCGAGGUCAUUGCCGAGUUGACUCGGGCCAAGCCCGAGUCGGCCCGGAUGGUGACGAGUCAGGGGGAGAGCGCGUUUCACCUCUGCGUGAAGAGCAACAGGGUGGAGGCGUUGAAGGUGGUGGUGGACUGCGUUGGGAGGAACGAUGAGUUCGUGGGUUGUAGGGAUAAGGAUGGGAACACGAUCUUGCAUCUUGCUGUGGCCAGGAAACAAUUGGAGAUCAUUAAGUAUUUGCUCUCCAGCACCAACAUUGCAGUAGACGUCCAAAAUGUGAAGGGAUUUACAGCACUGGAUGUCUUAUCACAAGGUCCAAGAGACUUGAGAGACAUGGAGAUCAAGCAGCUCCUACAGAGAGCCGGAGCUCCGAUAAUGUAUCAAACAUCUUUGGGUCGCGACACAAUCCAGGCCAUUCAAUAGCACAGCCUUAUAUCAAACAGAACAGUGAUAUUAAGCCACCGGUUAAGGCUCGCAAACAGACAGAUUGGCUGGGCAGAAAAAGAAGUGCCCUGAUCGUGGUGGCUUCACUCAU